Messenger RNA from Acanthosepion pharaonis, 705 nucleotides. NCBI's taxonomy places the organism in Eukaryota, Metazoa, Mollusca, Cephalopoda, Sepiida, Sepiidae. The record is from the annotation of a GenBank genome assembly.
AUGAAUCUAUCUAUCUAUCUAUCUAUCUAUCUAUCUAUCUAUCUAUCUCAUUCUUACAUCUAUCUAUCUCAUUCUGUUUAUCUCUCUCUCUCUCUCUAUCUAUCUAUCUUUAUCACAACUUGCCUUUAUCGACCUCUCUCUCUCUCUCUCUCUGUCUGUCUCUGUCUCUCUCUCUCUGUCCCUCUUUCUGUCUCUCUCUGUCUGUCUCUCUCUGUCCCUCUUUCUGAUUCUCUCUCUCUCUCUCUCUCUAUGUCCCUCUUUCCGUCUCUGUCUGUCUGUCUGUCUCUUUCUGUCUCUCUCUGUCCCUCUUUCUGUCUCUCUCUCUCUGUGUCCCUCUUUCUGUCUCUCUCUCUGUCCCUCUUUCUUCUGUUAAAGUCUAUUCAUAUCUAUCUAUCUAUCUAUCUAUCUAUCUAUCUAUCUAUCUUGCAUGCUCUCUAUUUUGUCUGUACUUUAUCUAUCACUGACAGGAACUCCCUAAGAAUGCAGCCUCCCUGCGUCGGGGAUUCAUUUUGUGCUUCAAAGUCAGCUAUUAACCAUCACCCACCACACACAUACACACCGAAUGAGAGCUACUUCCUAAGAAGGAAGCCUCCCUGUGUCUAUUUUUUAUUUUGUCCUUCAAACGCAGGUAUUAACCUUCGCUCUCUCUCUCUCUCUCUCUCUCUCGAAGAGCUAUUUUCUAAGAAGUUAGCCUCCAUGUGUUGA